Vombatus ursinus (common wombat) is the source of this 3749-nucleotide messenger RNA. RefSeq names its product zinc finger protein 345-like. The transcript is spliced from 5 exons. Gene Ontology annotation, molecular function: DNA-binding transcription factor activity, RNA polymerase II-specific; RNA polymerase II cis-regulatory region sequence-specific DNA binding. NCBI's taxonomy places the organism in Eukaryota, Metazoa, Chordata, Mammalia, Diprotodontia, Vombatidae. Gene Ontology annotation, biological process: regulation of transcription by RNA polymerase II. The coding region runs from base 130 to 2466 and encodes 778 amino acids. The record is from RefSeq and is a predicted model, not a curated record.
CAGUCCUCCAAGGGAGAGGCAGGGCCGGCCGCGGUCAGUUGCGAGGGAAGACGGGGGUCAUUGUGGCCAGAGGGGUCACGCUCUGCCUGUCCAGCUUCCCCAUGAGGAGUGAGCUCUGUGGAUUCAGGAAUGGCCCCUGUGCUCCUGACAGCAAGGGUCUGCCAGGAGCCAGUGACCUUCCAAGAUGUGGCGGUGGUCUUCACAAGGGAGCAGUGGGCUUACCUGGACCCUUCCCAGAAGGAGCUGUACCGAGACGUGAUGCUGGAGACCUACCGGAACCUGCUCUGCCUGGGACUCGCCAUGUCUAAGCCCCAGGUGAUCUGCCAGCUGGAGCGAAGGGAGGCUCCUUGGAUACCAGAGAGGAGAGUCCCAGGGAGCAGCUGUCCAGAUUUGGAGACUGAGCCUGAAAGCAAGGAGUCAACUGCAAAACUGGGCUUUUUGAUGGAACAGUUAGGAUGUAACAGACUUACAGGGGAUGUUCUCUGUCUCUCCAAUUUAAAGGAAGACUGGGAAAGUGAUGCCAGAUUAGGGAGGCAGCAGGGCAUUGAGUUGAAAAAUUCUCAGCAAGUAAAAAUCAUCCAAACAAAAUCUCCAAUUGAAGUGGGAGGUCAUGAAUGUACUAAAUACAGUCAGAGUGUCAGGCUGAAACCAAAACUUUUUCUACAAAAUAGACCAUCUCUAGGAAAGAACCUCUAUAAAUGUGCUACACACAGAAAGAACUUCCUUCCACCUUCAGACUCAAAUAAAUAUAAUAGCCUCUGCUCAGAGAAGAUAUUUUCUCAGUAUAAUGAAUGUGGGAAAUCCUUCACUUCUCAGUCAGACUUUAUUGAUUACCUUAGAUUAUAUCCUAGAGAGAAAAUGAUUGAGUAUGAGGAAUGUGGGAAAGACAUAAACAUCAACCUAUUUGUUAAUUGCCAUCAGACAAUAGAUGUUGAAGGAAAAGACCCUGAAUGCAGCAGCUUUUCGGGGGCUUCUCCAGAGAGUAUACAAUUUAUUCAACAUCAGAAACUCCAUACUGGAGAUAAACCUUAUGAGUAUGAUGAAUUUAGGAAGCCUUUCAAUCACAACUCAUCCCUUACUUCCCAUGAGAGGAUUUCCACUGAGAAGAAACCUUAUGAAUGCAAUGAUUGUGGGAAGGUUUUCUUCAAGAGUAGAAAGCUAACUUAUCAGAGAAUUUGUAUUGUAGAGGUACCCUACAAAUGUAAUGAAUGUGAUAAGACCUUCCCCCAGAGCUCAGAAAUCACCCAUCUUCAGAGAAUUAAUAGUGGAAAGAAACUUUACAAAUGUAACUAUUGUUGGAAGGUCUUUCACCAGAGAGGGCAGCUUACUGAACAUGAGAGAACCCAUAUUGGAGAGAAACCUUAUAAAUGUGAUCAGUGUAAGAAGACCUUUCAUCGGAGCACAUACCUUUACCGGCAUGAAAGGAUUCAUACUGGUGAGAAACCUUUUGAAUGUAAUCACUGUGGGAAGACCUUUUCUGCAAGACGAUCACUCACUCAACAUCAGAGGAUUCAUACUGGAGAGAAACCUUAUAAAUGUGAUCGAUGUGAAAAGUCCUUCCACCAGAGUGCACAUCUUUCCCAACAUCAGAGAAUUCAUACUGGAGAGAAACCUUACAAAUGUAGUUACUGUUGGAAGGUCUUUCGCCAGAGAGGGCAACUUACUGAACAUAAGAGAACCCAUACUGGAGAGAAACCUUAUAAAUGUGACCAAUGUGAGAAAACCUUCUACCGGAGCACACACCUUUCCCAGCAUCAAAGAAUUCAUACUGGUGAGAAACCUUUUGAAUGUAAUCACUGUGGGAAGACCUUUUCUGCAAGGCAAUCACUUACCCAGCAUCAGAGGAUUCAUACUGGAGAGAAACCUUAUAAAUGUGAUCAGUGUGAGAAGACCUUCCACCAGAGCACACAUCUUUCCCAACAUCAGAGAAUUCAUACUGGAGAGAAGCCUUACAAAUGUAAUCAUUGUUGGAAGGCCUAUCGCCAGAGAGGGCAACUUACCGAACAUGAGAGAACCCAUACUGGAGAGAAACCUUACAAAUGUGAUGAGUGUGAGAAAACCUUCCAUCGGAGCACACACCUUUCCCAGCAUCAAAGAAUUCAUACUGGUGAGAAACCCUUUGAGUGUAAUCGCUGUGGGAAGACCUUUUCCACAAGGCAAUCAUUUACUCAGCAUCAGAGGAUUCAUACUGGAGAGAAACCUUAUGAAUGUAAUGAAUGCGGAAAGGCCUUCCAUGUGAAAAAAGAGCUUACCCAACAUCAAAGAAUUCAUAAUAGAGAGAAACCUUAUGAAUGUUAUCACUGUAAGAAGGCCUUUUGCUUGAGUGCACAGCUUACCCAGCAUCAAAGAAUUCACACUGGAGAUAAACCUUUCUUAUUGCAAUCACUGUGGGAAGACCUUCCAGCUAAGCACACACUUCAUCCUACACCAGAGAACUCAUAUUGGAGAGAAGCCUUACAAAUGUAAUCAUUGUUGGAAGGCCUUUUGUCAUAGAAGGCAACUUAACUGAACAUGAGAGAACUCAUACUGGAGAAAAACCUUAUAAAUAUGCUAAGUGUGAGAAGACCUUCCACCAGAGCACACACUUGUCCCAGCAUCAAAGAAUCAUACUGGUGAGAAACCUUUUGAGUGUAAUCAAUGUAGGAAGGCCUUCUUUUGGAGAACACAUUUUACCUGACACAAGAGACUUCAUACUGGAGAGAAAAUUUAUAAAUGUGAUCAGUGUGGGAAGAUUUUUGGCCAGAAAGGCAAUCUUAGUCAAUGUGAAAGAAUUCAUAUUGGAGAGAAACCUUUUGAGUGUAAUCAAUAUGGGAAGUCCUUCCUCAUCGACAAAAUUCUUAUCCGACAUCAGAAAAUUCAUACUAGAGAGAAAUCUUAUAAAUGUCAUGAAGGUGGGAAGCCAUUAGUCAAAGUGACCAUCUUAUUAAGCAUAAGAGAGUUCAUAUUAGUGAUCUCAUCAAUAUAAUCAGUGUAGGAAGGCCAUUAAAGAGAACACACAACUUACCCAGCAACAGAACCUUUAUACUGGAGAUAAACCUUAUGAGAGAAAUUAAUGUUAAAAGAUAUUUUGUGUGUGAGAAAACCACUCAGCAUCAGACAGUUCACACUGGAAACUUUAUGAAUGUGAAAAGGCUUCUCAUGUGAAGAAAUGACUCAUCUGACAUGAUAAUCUUCAUAGCAGAGGAAAAUUUUAUAAAUAUAUUCUGUGUGGAGUGUCCUUCAGCCUGAGCAUAGAGAUGACCCUGCAGCAGAGAGUUCAUACUGGAGAGUAACCUUAUAUAUGUAAUCAUUGUGCCAAGGCUUUCAAUCUUAAUUUACAUCAGAGAAUUCAUAUUGGUAAAGAAACUUUAUGAAUAUAAUCAAUGUCAUGAGGCCUUCAGGCAUAGAGGCCUUCUUUCUAUACUAAUAAUAAGUUAAUAAAUAUGGGAGUAAAGCCUUAUUAAUUCUUGAGUUUGGGAAAGUCUGCUUUAGAGAUCUCCUUAGUCUACACCAGAGAAUUCAUACUGAUGAGGAGCCUCAUAAAAGUAAUGAAUGUUGGGAAGGCCUUCCAAGUAAGCAUAUUGCUUACCCAAUGUUAUGGAAUUCUUAUAAGAGAAAUUCUACUGAAUAUAUUUAAUGUGGGAAAGCCUUCAGUCUGGACACACAGCUUCCCAAUAUCAGUGGUGUCACUUUGGAGAGAAACCUUAUAAACAUUUAAUGUGAAAUUAGAGUGAAAAAUAAUUAAAUGAAUGUAACUCUGUGUAACUUCA